Messenger RNA from Lithohypha guttulata, 1215 nucleotides. RefSeq lists its product as uncharacterized. Gene Ontology annotation, biological process: phosphorylation; sphingosine biosynthetic process. Lineage: Eukaryota; Fungi; Ascomycota; Eurotiomycetes; Chaetothyriales; Trichomeriaceae. The coding region runs from base 1 to 1215 and encodes 404 amino acids. The record is from RefSeq and is a predicted model, not a curated record. Gene Ontology annotation, molecular function: lipid kinase activity. The transcript has a single exon. Gene Ontology annotation, cellular component: membrane; intracellular membrane-bounded organelle; cytoplasm.
AUGGCUGAAGGGCGUCAUCCUCUGCCUGCUCACCUGUCGCCAGACCGAGAAGUCCACGUUAUUAUCUCUACCAGAUCAGGCGAUCAGACUGCCCAAACAUUCUAUGACACGACCCUACAGCCAUACCUUGCAGUACAAUGCCCUCAUCUCGAGCUCAAGAAGAACCAUUUCAUCCACACCACUACUUCCCGAACAAGUAUCACAGAACUGACUACAAAGCUCUUCCUCUUUAACGCCAAAAAAGGUGUGAAGAACACGAUCCUCCUCCUCUCUGGCGACGGCGGCAUCGUCGAUGUCGUCAAUACUCUGACAACCACUUUACAGCGUGAAAUCGACGACGUAAGACCUCCCAGCAUAUUCUUCAAGCCAAUUAUUGUGCUUUUUCCUUGUGGCACAGCAAAUGCUCUUGCUCAUUCAGCAGGUAUCGUGCGCAAAGGUCCGUUAGAUGUCUUGAUGACUGGACGAGCUCGUCCAUUACCACAAUUUGAGGUCAAGUUUUCUCGUGCUGCUCGGUUAGUGGCUGAUGAAGGACGACAGCGCCUGGAAUUUGACCAACCUGGACCGCAGAACGAGCGAUCUUCGGGCGAAAUAGGUUACUACGACCCAGAGGGCGAUGUUCGAAUUUAUGGUUGCGUCGUGUUUAGUUGGGGUUUGCACGCCAGUCUUGUGGCACUAAGUGAUACAGCAGAGAUGCGUAAGCACUCAGUGGAAAGGUUCAAGAUGGCUGCUGGAGAGCUACUUCAGGAAGGACAUAUCUAUUCGGGGACAGUCAAGUGCAAGAGCAAUGGUGGACCUUGGCAGAACCUUGAGCAUAAGAGCAACUCUGGACAAGAUGGAGCGAGCACAAAUCAACACCGAUACAUCCUCGCAACUCAAGUCAGAAAUUUAGAAGAAAAGUUCUGCAUAUCGCCUCAGUCACAGCCAAUGGAUGGAACUUUGCGAUUGCUUGCGAUUGGUGAUCAAUCCUCUGAUACAAUUAUGAAAAUUCUUACUCUAGCAUAUGAAAAUGGCAAACACGUAGAGGAGUUCAAAGACAGUAUAACUUACCAAGAGAUUGACGGUCUACGCAUUGAGUUUGACGAGCCAGAAGAGAGGUUCAGACAAGUGUGUGUAGAUGGAAAGAUCGUGGCGAUUGAGCAGGGUGGAUGGGUCGAGGUGCGGAAGAUGUCUGCUGGUGGUAUCAAUGGUCGAAGAGUUGUUGAGCUAGUCUCGUGA